This is a messenger RNA of Symbiodinium sp. CCMP2456, 752 nucleotides long. NCBI's taxonomy places the organism in Eukaryota, Dinophyceae, Suessiales, Symbiodiniaceae. The record is from the annotation of a GenBank genome assembly.
AUGCGCCUCCACGUCCUUCAAACCCAGGGCAUUCCGCCCAACAGCAUUCUCUCAGUGAAGUCCGGUAGCUCGAGACGGCAGCAGCUGAUACCAUGCCAGGCACCUUUCAAGCUCGAGCAGCCGCCUGUUCCUGUGGAGCUGGAUGUGCUGACCUGCAGGGCCAAAGGUCAUGAGGUUUGCUCGCCUGGUCCAUGCGAGAAGCUCUUGAAGGUCCCCAUGAGCAACGGUGGCAAGUCCAUGAGUGUUACCUUCCGUGUGCGCAAAGUGGAUGGUGAGGAGGAUGAGAGCUGCCACACCCCGAAGUUAAGCAGAAAGGACAAGGAAUCUGCCAUCGAAACAUAUCUUGUCAAGCACGACCUGCACUCCUUCAUGAAAGAGGUGUUUCAGGGGCUCACGGCAGAGCAACCGGAGGAUCCGUUCCUCUACAUAGGGAGGUGCUUGCAAGCUGCGGCUGCUAGGGACGUUGGCUCGAAGGCUGAGCCGCCCGAGCCGCCCGAGCCGCCUUCCGUUGCCUUCCAAGAGUCAGGUCCUGUGCUCAAGGGAGCCAGCCGCCCGAUUGCUCGAGAGCAACAAGCUUGCACGAUGCAGAGGCUGCGGCGGAAAGCGCGGGACACCCUGUCCAAGGGGUACUCAGACGGGCGGCUGCAUUCUGCUUUGUGCAGUCUUCCUGAAGAGCAUGAAGCGGAGUUGCUUCUGCAGACGCGAGAACCCGGCGCAGCCCAAGCUCAGCACCUUCGUGCUGAUGCAAACGU